Molecule: messenger RNA, 8998 nt
Organism: Bactrocera oleae (olive fruit fly)
Lineage: Eukaryota; Metazoa; Arthropoda; Insecta; Diptera; Tephritidae
Source: RefSeq, a predicted model, not a curated record
UCAAAUACAAUUUUGUACAUCGCUCAUUUAAUAUUAAAUAAAUUUAAUUUUAUUAAACAUUUUUGUAUAAGUAAUUUAAUUUUUAUAAUAGUCUGAACUUGUAAAAGAACUUAUGGCAGGACUAAAUACACUGCCGGCAAGAAAGCAAUUUUCUUAAAAUUAUAGGUACGCAUAGACAAGAAAAUUACAAUUAAAGUGGCCAUACACGACAGACAUAGGUACGUUUUCGAUCGGCAGGUGUUGUUGUGUAAUUUAUACGUCCUUGUCUGUUGUUGUUGUUUAUAUAAUAUCUGCUUUUAGUAAAAAUGGAUCAAUCGCACAUUUUUUAUUUUAUUGAAAUGGCUGUAACUUUCUGUCAUCUGAUUUACCUUUACUACAUAAAGGUGCAUGUUGUGUGAAAGAUUGGUUACUUAAAAAGAUCGGAUAUUGAGAUCUUAUUGUUUUUAAACAAAAAAUACGGUAAGAUUUAAAAGAUAAUAAUAAAUAUUGAAUUAAUUUACUGUAAAUAGAAACGUUACUUUAAUAAAUAAAUGUGAGAAUUACAAGAUUAAAUUUGUAUCGAAAAUACAAAUGUGUCAUGUUUGGCUAUUUUUGCUGAGCUCAAUUUUUUUUUUUAGUUGUACUUAUCAAUGUUGCAUUACGUUGUACAAAUGUGUCAUGUUUGACUAAUUUUGCAGAGUUAAUUUUUUUUUUUUUUGAGUUGUACUUAUUAAGGUUGCCUUACAUUGUGUUAACGAGCGUUGCGGUUACCGAGUGAGUACUGUUUUUCUAAUUUGUAGGGUAAAACAGAGAAAUAUCAAUUUUACUUAUACCUCAAUAUCUGGUAGAAAGUUGGUUUGGUUCAAUACUGAUACAAAUAUCGGCGUUGCUAUUUUAUAUUUAUGCCUGGAAUUAACACUAUUAAUAAACAUAUUUUUCUUUUUUCGUGGAAUAGAUUUUGGAUAUUUGCCUUCAAUAUUUAAGUUACGAUCCCAACUAUAACUAUGAAUCUGAUGAUGGUCACAGUUGCCUUGCGAUGGAUACUGAAGAAGGAGAAUAUGUCGACAGUGAUGAUUACAGUGAUGAUGAUGAUAUAAGCUGGAAAGUUCGUCGUGCUGCCGCAAAAUGUUUGGAAGCUUUAAUAAUAACUCGCCAUGAAUUUAUUGAGAGUUUUUGCCAAGACUUGGGACCUAUAUUAAUUUUGCGUUUGAAAGAAAGAGAAGAAAAUGUGAAGUCGGACAUAUUUCAUGUAUACAUAACUUUGUUGAAAAGUGCAAAGGCUCCACAUCCUUUAGCACAAGAUCCAGAUUCAAUGGAAGAAAUUCCCCGAAUCUUCUCUCUUCUUCAAGAUCAACUAAAAGAUGUUAUUAAAAUUAUCCAACCUCUAAUGCGUGAACGGUCGAUGAAAACUCGUCAGGACUGUUUUCUUUUAUUGCGAGAAUUAUUAAAUGUAUUACCUGGAAGCUUAGGGCCAUACUUAAAUGAUAUUGUCCCUGGUAUAAGUUACGCACUAUGUGAUAAAAAUUCAACAAGUAACAUUAAAAUUAGUGCAUUAGGAUUCUUAUGCUCUCUUUUUACAUGUCAUUCACCUACAUAUCUUUUUCAACCUCAUAUUCCCACAUUGGUACCAAUUAUAAUUACUGCUGUAUUUGAUUCAUUUUAUAAAAUUUCUACAGAAGCACUUCAAGUCAUGCAACAACUUGUAAAGGUUAUAAGGCCUUUAGACGAUCCCAUAUUACCUGGUACUUUUAAAAUAGGACCUUUUGUGGAAGACCUAUAUUCUGCUACACUAAAAAAAUUAAUGACAUCUGAUGUUGAUCAGGAAGUUAAAGAUCGUGCUAUAACUUGUAUGGGCCAAAUAAUAGCAAAUAUGGGCGACUUUUUAGUUCCGCAAGUUCAAACUUGCCUUCCAAUAUUGAUGGAACGGCUUAAUAAUGAAAUAACUCGUCUAAGUAGCGUUAAAGCAAUUCAUAUGAUCGCUUCAUCUCCUUUACGAAUCGAUUUGACUUUAAUAAUAAAAGAAAUUAUUCCCAUAUUAGGCUCAUUUUUACGAAAAAAUAAUAGAGCUCUCAGAUUGCAUUCUUUAGAUUUACUAAACAAAUUGGUUGAGAAUUAUUCUCCUGCAUUUAAUCCCCAAAUUCUACAAUUAGUAAUUGUUGAGCUUAAACCGCUAAUAUCAGAUUCCGAUCUCCAUAUUGCUCAAUAUUGUUUAAUACUUUUAACAGCGACUGCCCUUAAACAUCCCAAAGCUCUUGAAGAUACUCAUGAGCAAUUUUUGCCUGCUGUAUUAAUGCUGGUGCGAUCGCCACUUUUACAAGGUGGUGCACUGACAUGUACGUUAAACCUUCUUCAAGUCUUAGUUCAAACAAAUAUUCAACAUUUGGGUUACAAUUCUUUGCUCAAUAAACUUAUGGAUCCAGUUAUCAUUGAUAAUGAGCAAGUUCAUAAACAAGCACAUCAUUCUUUAGCUAAAUGUAUAGCAUCACUCACUCUAAAGUGCCCAUGGGAAGCCAUACCUUUGGCGUCGCGUCUGCUUGAUUAUAUUCAAAAAACAACUGAAUCUAAUGAUAUAAAAAUGGGCUUUUGUCUAUUAACAAUUGGAGAGAUUGGUCGCAAUUUUGACUUAAGUCCGAUUUUAUCUUUACCACAAACUCUAAUUGAUUGUUUUGGUGUUUGUUCUGAAGACGUCAAGAGUUCAUCAAGUUUGGCUUUAGGUGCUGUUGCAGUUGGAAGUUUAAAAACUUACUUACCUCUUAUACUUAAAGAAAUAGAAGGACAACCAAAACGUCAGUACUUGUUAUUGCAUUCACUAAAGGAAGUUAUAUCAGCAUUAUCUGUUACCCAACACGGACUUUCCCAAUUACUACCUUCCGUUCCAUCUAUUUGGGUGCAACUUAUAAAACAUUGUGAGAGUUCUGAAGAGGGUUCUCGAAAUGUUGUUGCAGAAUGUCUCGGAAAAUUAAUCUUGGUUAACCCAGAUGAACUAUUGCCACAGCUUCGCGAUGCUUUAUAUUCUAAUAACGCAAUUAUGAGAGCCGUGGUAGUAUCGUCCAUAAAAUUUACUAUAUCAGAUCAACCGCAACCAAUAGACCACUUAUUAAAACAAAAUCUAGGCGAGUUUCUUUCCUCUCUUCGUGAUCCCGAACCAGGAGUAAGGAGAGUAGCAUUGGUCACAUUCAAUGCGGCCAUUCAUAACAAACCAACAUUAGUACGUGACCUACUGCCCACAUUAUUGCCUUUUUUAUACUCAGAAACGAAAGUUAAGCCUGAAUUAAUUCGUGAAGUUGAAAUGGGUCCAUUUAAGCAUACUGUUGACGAUGGUCUAGACAUUCGCAAGGCAGCUUUUGAAUGUAUGUAUACUUUGUUAGAGCAAGGAUUGGACCGAGUUGAUGUGAAACAAUUUUUGGGACACGUGCAAGCUGGUUUAUGCGAUCAUUAUGACAUAAAAAUGUUAACAUAUUUAAUGACUGCGCGUUUAGCUGUUUUAUGCCCUGAUGCAGUUUUACAACAACUUGACCAGUUUGUGCUGCAAUUGCGGGAAACGUGUACCUACAAAGUAAAGGCAAAUUCCGUGAAACAAGAACAUGAAAAACAAGAUGAACUAAAAAGGUCUGCAUUAAGAGCUGUUUCUGCGUUAUCCCAAAUACCUAAUGCAGACAAAAAUCAACACUUAAUGGAUUUUUUGAAAAUAAUCAAAGAUACACCGGAAUUGUGCAAAAUUUACGAAUGCAUUCAAAAAGACUCAAAUUCGGUCAAUAUUGAAAACUCGUCAAUGGAUCAAAGUUAAAUGUAAAUUCAUUUUUGUUUUGUAAUAUAAGCGUUAAUGCCAUGUUUUCUGUUAUCUGACAGAUGUGGAAACCAAUACGUCAUCGUAAAAAUAUUAUAAAUGUUUUACCUACGUAUUAUAUGUAGAUAUCUUAUUUAAUAAAUAAACAAAUUUUUCAUAUUAAUUUCAAUCGGGUAGCCAGCUUAAUUGUUAAGUUAGAGUUUAUCGUAACUUCCUUUAAAAAUAAGUAAGCCGAUUUUAGGAAGUGCACUAUACACUUUCUCAGAACCUGAUUUUAAAGGUUGAAUGAACUGAACGGAAGAGCAUAUAUUGCGAAAUUAACCACAAUAAAUGUAGAUUAUUGAUUCUCCAACUUGCCCUACUAAAGUUUGCAUCAACUAUAUUUAUUUCGUGAAGAGCUGAAUGCAUUGUUUAAAAAUUCGAAGGUAGUUUCAUUUAUUCCCAUGAUUCAGUUAAUCAUGAUUCUAUCCUCUCCGGGCGUCAUGUCAACUACCUAUUAGUUAAAUUUGAAAAACUAAAGAACCAUACAAAACAAUAUGAAAUCUUUCGUAAGCAAAACAAAAAAAAAGGAUGUUAAUUAAUAGUUUUCGAAAAUGGAUGUUAAUCUCUUUUGCGCCAAUUCUGAAGCUGAUAUGUGCUGAAGACAACUUUAUUGUAUGUAAAUAUCAAUGUGAUAUUAUUGACAUAUAUAAGUAAGUAAUCAAAUGCGAAUAAAGUGAAAAUGUAACUGUUCCGAAUAGGCUAUAAAAAAUUAAACUUGAAAAUAUAAGGUUGUCAAAUAUCUCCCUUCCGCUUUUUUGUCUUUUGAAUUUCGCGGCUAUGUACAAAGCGCUACAGAGCUCGUAUCUGGCAACACUAUACAUAAUUUGAAAGGUCUUGACAUAACCUACAAAACAACGCUAUGCAUGAUUAGUUUGGAUAUUGCGUUCAACAGUUAUAGACGUGUAAACAUGGAGUUCACUAACGCCGAAAUUCGCGCUAUUUUAAAGUUUUUCUUCGUUAAAGGCAAAUCCGCUAGAGAAACGUUCCGUGAGAUUAAUGGUGUUUUGGGGGAUGGUACUCUAUCACUUCGAACCGCGGAGGAAUAGUUUCGACGAUUCAGAGCCGGUGAAAACGACACCAUGGAUAAGCCAGCCGGCGGAAGACCUGUGACGACUAAUACCGAUCAAAUCAUGGAAUACAUCGAGUUAGACCGGCAUAUGGCAUCUCGUGACAUCACCCAGGAGAUGGGAGUUAGUCGCCAAACCAUUUUGAACCAUCUGCAGAAGGCUGGAUACAAAAAAAAGUUUGAUGUUUGGGUGCCGCAUAAUUUGACGCAAAAAAACCUUCUGGACCGAAUCAACGCCUGCGAUAUGCUGCUGAAACGGAACGAACUCGUCCCAUUCUUGAAGCGGAUGGUGAAUGGCAACGAAAAAUGGAUCACAUACGACAAUAUCAAGCGAAAACGGUCGUGGUCGAAGGCCGGUGAAUCGUCCCAAACAGUGGCCAAGCCGGGAUUGACGGCCAGGAAGGUUUUGCUGUGUGUUUGGUGGGAUUGGAACCGAAUCACCCACUAUGAGUUGCUCCCAUAUGGCCAGACGCUUAAUUCUACCAUCUACUGCGAACAACUGGACCGCUUGAAGCAGGCGAUCGACCAGAAGCGUCCCGGGCGUAGCGCCAAGUGAUUACCACCUGUUUCUGUCCAUGGCGAAUGCCCUUGGUGGUGUGAAGUUGAACUCAAAAGAGGCUUGCGAAAAGUGGCUGUCCGAAUUCUUCGCAAAUAAGGAGGGGGGCUUCUACGCGGAAGGUAUUAUGAAGUUGCCGUCUAGAUGGAAACAGAUCAUCGAACAAAACGGCGCAUAUUUUAACUAAAUCCGAUCACUGUAACACUUUUUAUAAAGCAUUGAAUGAAGAGCAAAAAAGCGGAAGGGAAAUAUAUGUGGAUUGGCCAUUAAAUUAAUUUUAUUACAACACUUUCUGGUUUUAAUUAUUAAAAAUUACAUUAGUUUAUUAAAUUUGAAUAUAACUUGUGUUAUUGUACAUCCGAAGUAGUCAAUAGUCGCGCGUUAAAGCUACGUAUAUUUUCUUUCUUCAUUUUCACAUUCGUUUUCUUACGCUCACUCAGUGUUCUCACUCCUUAUUGAUCUCCUUGAUAACCUCAUUGUCCAAGAGUUCACUUAGCUGUGGUACAUGACUGAUUCUUAUAUCGACUCAAAUUAUUGGUUCUUAAGACGAUCAAUAACCUCCUCUGUCCCUGUGCUGCGAGUUGGGUAUAGCCAGAACAAUUUUGAAAGCGCAUCGAUGACCACAAAAAUAUAAGAAUAGAGCUUAUUGAAUGAACAUGAAAUGAAUUUUUAAAUUUAUUUUUAAAAUAUAUUUUUAUUUUGUUUUGCAAAGUCGCUUGACGCAACACCGUCCACCUUGAUAGCAGGGCGAGUUUAUAUUGUGCUUAAUUGUGCCUGCCUUGGUUACCGCGUCUGCCACUCGUACCUUUGCUUUCCUUCUACGGUUGCGACGACUCGUCCUAAUACGCACUGCUGCGUUCCUACGUUGUCUUCGUGAACAAGAACGAUAUCGUCGGGCUGAAGACUCCGUUUCGGGUGCAGCCACUACCGCCUCCCAUAACCAGCCAAAGUGCGGCGCCCUGGGUGGUAUAUAGACGAAUUUGAAUCCUACUUCGGCAGCGAAUCGCAUUACUUCUGGAGACUGGGACAGAAACGCCUCUUUGAGUUCGCGCAGCUUGCGGUCGGCGCCGACGAAAUUGGUUGCGUUGUAGCUGUAAAUGGUCUGGCGCAUCCCUCGGCGACCAAUGAACCUUUUUAGGGCGAAAACAAAGAAAUUAUUCGAUAUCUUAUGGAAGAGGUGCAUUUAAUAGGCGACAUCCUACUGGGAUUAAUUUGACGGGUAGAGUUUUUACACGUUAGCGGGUGGCGUGGUGCCUUUAGUCAGUUUUGGGAUUUCAUUCGCAAAUUGAACCACCUGAACAAUUUUCAAAACAGCCAUUUUUAGUCGUCUAAUCCAUCGUAAAAGCCGCCAUAAAGCCGGGUCUUUUAGAAGCAGCUUUGGACCGCCAAACCAUAUGGAAUUAUUCACUUCGGAGUUGCAACCCUGAAAAUGGAGUCUGCCCAAAUUUUUUCGAAUAAUCGAUUCAAUAUAGUAGCGCCUAUACCAUAAUUUUGAAAGGUGUGCCGCCAAGAGCUCGAGACGUUGAAGAGACUUGGGCCUCAGCGGAGCCACUCUAGACUUUGCAGUAAGCAGCGUACAUUUAUCACAACCAGCAGAUUGGCGAGCAGAGACUGACAAUAUGUUUCGUUUAGCGGUCGUUUAGCAAAACCACUUCAUUAAGGUGAAUCCAUCCGAGGUUAAUAUUUUAACUACCACCUCACUUCUUAUAGUUUCAGAUCCUGUUAAUAAGUCAUCAACAUAGAAAGUAUCUUUUACUGGAAAAUGAAUCGAGUGGAUAGGUAUCUGCAUUAGCAUCGCUGAUCAUUUGUAAAUACCGUGUUGCGAGCAAUGGUGCAGGCGCAGUGCCGUUAAGUCGAAUAAACUGAACUCUGAGCGAUGCACAAUAAGAUGACAAUUUUUUUUUUUCUUCCUGCAUAAUUAUUUGGCGGUUCAUUUUAGUAAUGUCUGCUGUUAAAAUGUACUUAUGUAAGCGAAAACGAAGAAGAGUUGAUUACAAUCCUUCUUGGAUGGUUGGGCUUACCAUCAAAAGCUGAUUUAAUGAAAUUUGAGAAGAAGUACGACUCGACGCACCAAAGAACUCGUAGUUUUGUUGUUGUUCCCUCGGGCCUCAAAACGCACUCACGCGGAAUGAAAUAGUGUGGCUCACUCGGGAUCUUAUUAUUUGUUGUGCUCAUAUGACCUAGUGAUGUAUACUCAUUCAUUAAGUCCAAAUACAUUUUACGAAGUUCUGGAUCUUUUAAUUUUCUCUUCUCCAGGGCCUGCUGCAUCCUGAAGGGGAAGGAAGUUCCUCAAGAGCCCAACAUUUUUGGACUACCUAAGUUUAGUCUUUCUCUCAGUUUGGCACAGUGUGAUAUUUACGACGGGAGGAGCCUUACACUGCUGACAUAUUUGUCGAACACAAUCCAUCGCAAAAGAGUUUUUUGUGGCGUUGGUUGAUUAGAACCACUAUUAAUUUUGCCUUCAGUUAACAGAUCAAAAAGGUUUCUGCUUCCAAUAAUAUAUCAAUAUUUUGGAAUUUUGGAUCCGCCAAUUCAAUAUUGUGCGGAUUUUUCCAACCAUUAACAUUGAUGUUAUGGUCUGGAUGAUUAUCCGAAAUACAUCGCAUAAUCCGGAACUCCGCCGAAAGUUUGUGAUUAUUUACCCGCUAUUUAACAAACGCGCUUAAUAUUGCCCUGACUUACAUAUUAAAGUUUCCAAUUUCUAUAAUAUAUAACGUCCUGUUUUGGCGUCGAAUCCGCAGUUUUUGGCCCAAAUCCUCCGUCAUAAAGUUGACUUGUGAUCCUGAGCCAGCAAGGCUCUUGCGGGCAGGGAUUCUUUACAGCUGGUUCUCACAAGAAUACUGCUGUUACCAACAUUACCCGAUCAGGCACACUUGUUGUAUUACAUGUGUAUUUGUUGUUAGUCGCGGAUUAGGUAUAGCAGCAAAAGAAACGGGAUUGCACACACGACAUCGAUCCGCUCUGCACUUGGAUGCCGUAUCUGCCAUACGCAAACAAUUUAUGCAUAAGACAAUGAUUUAACAGACUCAAAUCUCUGUUGCACAGAGAGAGUGUUGAAAGUGGAGCGGCAGCUAAAUUAUCGUAAUUUGAUUCGCACUGCUGACACUGCUGCUUUGUAAUUGCAGCAACUAAAGCUGACUUUUUCCUGUUCACGUGAUUCACGCUGAUUGCGACUAUGCGUCUCGUUCUCGAACACGCUGCUACUUCCGCUGAUAGGUGCUGGUACUGUCUAUUCAAGGUUACUUCACAAUCCUUGGAUUAGGUGGCAGAGCAUGCAUAUGAUUAUCGCAUUUGUGAUUUGUUUCUCAUCGCCCAGCGAUAGCAAUGAGUCAUACACAGGCGAGACUUCAUCGAUCAUCACGCGUAAUGAAGGAGGUUGUGAAAUGUUACAAUAGGCGUUCCAUUUUCUGCUAAUAUUGCAGCUGCUUAUGCGAAAAAAACCGGCCGAAUUUCACAGUUUUACAAGGGUUCGGAAAAAUGCUUGUAAAAACCAAACAAUAUUUACAUGAUUCAUAAAGCUGCGUAUUGUGGAUGAAAUACAGAACUAAAUAAUGACACUAGUUUUUUC